AAUAGAGGAACUCGACGUCAACCAGCCCGGUUCACCGGGAACCCACCACCUUCACCCAGCCAAGCAACUCGGUCUCCGCCAGCCAUAGCACCCAAACCAAAGCCUGUUGUUAAACCCCAGGCCACUCACGCAUCUCCCUCCAAGCCCACCGGUGUCUCUGCAAUGAUAGCGGCCUUCAAUUCAGCCGGUCUGGAAGGGAAAUCGGCUGGAAGUCUAACUGUGAAAACCAGUCGAGCCCCCCAGCCUCCUACUCGCCCAAAGCCCGUCACUCCCCACAACACAGCAAGAGCAGUGGAAACUAAGGAUCCCACUACGGUUCACAGAGUGCAGCCGGUAGUGACUUCUGCUCCUGUGUCUCCUCCACGACCACCGCUCUGUGACCACGCACGACUAGCGGCUGGCGGUAACCAACCAGAUGGUACUGAGGCGGCGACAUCCGCCCCAGCUUAUCCCAAGCCCUCUCCGAAACCUGGACAAGCUGCUCCGUUCAGGUCUGCUAGUGUCUCCACACAAGCAUCUAGUUUUGAAUCGAAUAGGCACGAAACAGUCAGACUGGCCCUAAAUCAAGCCCCAAAGCCAAAACAUCACCAAACGUUGAUAGCCGGUGCCAGGGCAGCUAGCUUGGCCAGGAGCCCAGCAAUAGCUGGUGGCAAACACCCAGGCGGACAUGCUGUGCAGCAAGUCCAGCGGUCAGCGCUGCCAACAGAGAGCUUUACUGCCAAGCCCAUUGCUCCAUCUCUGACUGGACGCGAGUCGGUUACCAAGAAGGCAACAGGAGAUUCAGCAACGCCUCCCCAGCCAAACUCUCUGAGCCAAGCGGGCAACACAGGGCCAUGGUCAAGUCGAGUGUUCCGCAAGUGGAUCCCACGCCUCAAAACAGCGCUCAGCUGUGGCACAAUCCGCACGGAAUGCCUUGCCGAAGGGCUGCUCACCGAUACGCAGAAGAAGGAAUUGAUGGGAGUAGAAGAUGAUUCUGCCAAACACAAUGACCGACUGCUAGAUAUGCUGAGCAGGGGUACAGCUGAGACUUUCCACACUUUCUGUAGUAUUGUGCGUAGCACCGAACCUGAAGCAAACUUUUCAAAGUUCCUAGAUGACAUGCAGUCAGUGGAUACCUUUGUUGCAGUUUCUCCGGAAUGCCAAAAAGACUGCAAUAAAGUAGUAGACCUGAUGAAAGAGUUCUCAGCACCGGAACGUCAACGGGUGGUCCACACUGCCGAGGAUGUGGCACGUAUGCGCACGUCACAGACCGUCCUUGACAAGAGAAAGAAACCCAUCCACGUACCACAGCCAACCUCGCCUGUGAACGUAGACUUGCUGAGCAUGCGGAACAUGGAAGAAGAACAACGGCGAGCAGUAUUGACUGAAAUCGACCGCUUGGCGUCCAGCGCUAGCAUCACUGAUGACCGUGAGGCACAGGAAUGGCAGUACCAGGGUCAGGUGACACGGGCGGACGGCCAAGUUGACAUAUCGCCAGCGGAUAUACAUAGAGAGUUAAGUAAGCACCCUUGUUUCAUCAGCAUCGGCACUGAAUCUGCAAGGGACAACCGUAGCAUUUCAGAGACCAAGCAGUAUUUGAAGGAUACUGGCUUCAUCGACGAGAACACUGUCGUCACAGAGACCACUGGCUAUCUGGAGGUGCUAGUGAGCGUGCCUGUGAACAUACUGGCCAUUCGUGGCAGCAAACGACUGAGGUUUACAGACGAGAGCUCAUCUAUAGUGAAGUUCAUCAUCGACUGUGAAUAUAAUCACACGGUCCCGAGUUUCAUUGAACGAGUCGUACGUAAUCUCCGCAAUCUUCUUGGUGAUGAGAGUGUCCAUGCCGACGGUGUACACAGCGAGAGCGGAGGCACAGCAGUGUUUGUACAGAUGUCUGCCAAGGCUCAUGCAAGGCUUUGGGAGUUCUGUAAGGGUCAAUCUAGCCUGCUCGCUGGUCUGCACAUUCUCGAAGUGUCAACUGUGGACGGAGCAGUUGUCUUCAAUUUGCGUCCCACGGCAUGCAGUGACGAAGGUAUUAAUCCUGACGACCAGAAGCGCUUGGUUGAAGAGUUCUCCGGGAGAUUUUCAUCCUUGGACCGGGAUGAUCUGUCUGUCGCUGUGGCUGACCAACCGGACGUUGAGCAUGCAGUGAUUGCACUGACCAAGCUCGUGUUCGAUGAUGAUGGAGCAUGCUUGAAUGCACUGCCUGAGAUUCUUGGUGGUGUGGCGGCAAGAAAGGCAACUUCGACCUCUGCUCACGUUGAUCAUCCUGAAGAGGCCAUUUCAACCCAUGUCUCUGCCAAUUCUGACCACGCAGUAGAAAUCCAGGGAGCUGACAAUGAGCUGUCUCUCCGGCCACAACUUAAGUCCCAGUGGUCUUUUCGUGGCAGUCUACCUGAUAGCUGGCGCAGUUACGACCGUCGUCGUACCAUGUACAAUGGGCAUGCUUACAUUGUGUGCCGGGAGGAGGAAGGAGCAAUGAUCUACCGGUCUACUCAUUCUCUCAAGGAAAGUCUUCAGGUGGCAUGGACAAGAGUAAUCACCAUUGACAACCCACACUUUCGGUCAGGGAGGAACUUUUGCAUUCACAAUGAAAAAAUGUACUUUGCAAGUAUUAGUGAUAGGUAUACAUGUAUCCCCAAGAUCCAUGUUGUAGAUCUACAGGGAAACUGUGGUACUAGAGAAAUACAAUGUGAUUGUAUCCCAGUACAAGAUACGAGUAUGAAUACAUCUGUCAAACCUUUUCCGAAUGUAUUUAUAACCCAGUCAUCGCUUCUAAUAGUAUGCUUCUGGCGCAAUCAUUUCUUAGAAGUUAUUUCAUUAGAUACUAGGCAUGAUGAUGCAGUAUGGGCAAAAUUGGAUCCGCUCAGCAUGCCUGAGCCGCCGGUCCACAUCUGCAGCACUGACGAUACUCUGUUUGUGAUACCAAAGAGAGACCUCAAUGAUACGCAUUGGUCAAUCAUGAAGUUGGAUGUAAGUGAGGAAAGUCUGCGAAUGCCAUCAUGGCUCGAGAUCAAAGUGGACGUGCCUAAGACUCUUCAUGUAGGUGUAGAUCUAUUCCAUUGUGAUUUACCAGCUGCUGUGGGUAACACUAUAAUGUUACCCGUGGUCUAUAGAGAUGAUGAUGGUAAAACUGUCAAUGGUGUGAUAUGUGUUGAUUGUAGUACGUGUAUAGGCCGGUGUUCUGUCUUGCCGUCGCCAUCCAGUACAUUAGUUACAUCGCAGUUGAUGGUGGAUGACGAUACGCUUAUUGCACUCCAUUAUGAGCACUCAGUGUAUACUCUUCAGCUAUCUGACCAUUUGUAGACACCAGUGAUUGAUCGGCUUCUACAUGCAUGUAUGCCAAGGCGGUGUACAAUGUAGAUAUUCUGCUGCGGCUAGGUCAUGUGAUGGACAACUGGUGCACACUGUGUGUUUUUUGUGAUCCUGAGUGUUUUCGUUUGCACAUGCAUACCCUGUUCUGCUGGGGACCCAUAUGCAUGAUGUGUUUGGUGUCCAGUUCUUUCAGGCCAUCAUUCUACAUAGGCACUGUCCUGAAAUGCUUAUUGUCUAUGUACAUAUUAUACAUUAGGUUGGAGGAAUAUUAUAAUUAUAUAGAUAUUAUGUAUAUAGAAUGCUGUCCAUGGAUUGGAUAUGAUGUAUUAUAUAAUACAUAGAAUAUUAGUUCUAAAACUAAACAGCUCUCUACACAUACAUACUCAUUAUAACUGUGUACAUAGUAGUCUUUUUUUGUCAGUGAUUGACAAAACCCCAUAGGUUGAAUUGGUCAGCAGCCACAUUACUUACUUCCUAGAUAUUGAAGAACUGA
This is a messenger RNA of Sycon ciliatum, 3787 nucleotides long. RefSeq lists its product as uncharacterized. NCBI's taxonomy places the organism in Eukaryota, Metazoa, Porifera, Calcarea, Leucosolenida, Sycettidae. Bases 163 to 3285 code for a protein of 1040 amino acids. The transcript is spliced from 10 exons. The record is from RefSeq and is a predicted model, not a curated record.